AUGCUACCGGGAGGGUUUUGGCCUCCUGAGUACGAAUCCGGAGUCAGAAUUGCUCCUACACACUUCAGUCUUCGUAAAAAACUUCAGAAAUCUGAAAAAACUACUACGUCCAGGUCGUUAUUCCUGGGUAGUGCUAAAAACAAGUUCGCAGAGAGCAAGCCUGUGCCGUUUCUGUGUCCUGUGUCCCGCACGGUCUUUUUCUGUUGUUCAUUUGGGUCCCAAGAAUGGUUCAGAUACGUGCAGAAUUCAACGGAAUCGAAGAUGCGAUUCUUAAAUAGGCAUUGUGCCCCCCGUCAGCUUCACAAUAUGACAGCUACGCAAGCAACUUUCCUUUUUUGCAGUCUAUUGCAGGCCAUUUUUGCAGAAGGUCAAAUACCCAAGCCGGAACCGCAGUUCCUGGCCCUCCUGGAGAACCACAAGGUCACGCAAGGUCGGGACGUCAGCUUCACAUGCGGCGUUAAGCAUCUGGGCACCUACAAGGUCGCCUGGAUAAAGUCCGACACGAAAGCCAUUCUGGCAAUACAUACUCAUCUGGUUGCUCAGAAUCCCCGUCUCUCUGUAACACACAAUGGACACGACACGUGGAAACUACACGUAUCUAACGUACAAAAGAACGAUUCGGGCACAUAUAUGUGUCAGAUAAACACCGACCCUAUGCGGAGUCAGAUGGGCCAUUUGGAAGUAGUUAUUUCGCCCGACAUAUUGCCAGACAACGAGUCCUCAGAAGGCAUGGCAGUCGAGGGGGGCACAAUCCGGCUCAAGUGUAAAGCCACUGGAGUGCCGGAGCCGACAGUACUUUGGAGGAGAGAGGAUGGUAAUAAUAUCAUCUUGAGGCCCGAUGGCGGCAGGGAGCGGCAAGUGCUGCGAUCCUUCGAUGGAGAAGUGCUGACGUUAAUGAAUGUUCAGCGUACUGAUAUGGGUGCCUAUUUAUGCAUAGCGAGUAACGGAGUGCCCCCAUCUGUUAGUAAACGUUUUAACGUUAUAGUUCAUUUUCACCCAUUGAUUAGGGUAUCAAAUCAGCUGGUGGCCGCCCCGAUAGCCAGUGACGUACACGUACAGUGUUACGUGGAGGCUUCUCCGAAAGCCAUGAACCAUUGGAUGCGGAACACCGGCGAGAAGCUGAUCCCGAGCGAUAAGUACAUCAUGGAGGAGUCUGUCAUAAACGAGUAUUCCCUGCAAAUGAAUCUGACAAUACUGAGUUUGGACAAGAGGGAUUUCGGGGGCUACACCUGCACGUCCGUCAACGCACUCGGCAAAGCCGAGGGAGUAGUUAGAUUACAAGAACGGAUAGUAAAGUCGACGAGUACUGCCAGUACGCCGAAAUAUAUCGAGACGAAACCACGCAAACCCGCACACAAAGACAAAUCGAAAAAAUGGAAACAGUCACGGAAAAAAGAGAACAGCGACAGUAAAAACGAGGACGAACAGGAAAUGUCGACGCUUUUCUUGCCCGAACUAGGCACUGUGUCACCUUCCAUAACCUCGGUGGUCACCACCAGUCGCUCGCCCUCCGUCUGGCUGCAGCACAACAACGGAAACGACGCGACUAGAGGAAGCACUCGUUACGUCAUCAUAGCAUUGUUUGUUUUAAAGAUGUGUAACUUACGUUAUCACCUUGUUUAA
Messenger RNA from Anoplophora glabripennis (Asian longhorned beetle), 1623 nucleotides. RefSeq names its product lachesin-like. The record is from RefSeq and is a predicted model, not a curated record. The transcript is spliced from 10 exons. Bases 1 to 1623 code for a protein of 540 amino acids. Gene Ontology annotation, cellular component: neuron projection. NCBI's taxonomy places the organism in Eukaryota, Metazoa, Arthropoda, Insecta, Coleoptera, Cerambycidae.